AUGAUAAGGCUGCCGAGCGCGCUGCACACACCAACCGUGCGUUUGUUUCCUCUGUCAGCCACCAAGUGCCCAAAGAAGCAUCGCUCCGCUCCGAGCCAAACCAAGCCGAGCCGAGCCACGGCGUGCGUCUGUGCGCCCCCCGAAAGUCUCCCCCGCCUCCGCCACCGCCACCCCACCCUCGCCUCGCCUCGCCUCGCCGUCUGCGACCGCUGUUUUGUGGCAAUGGAGCCGUAACCAUCCUCAUCAGUGCGCUGAACUGUACCGAGCGAGCGAACUAGCGGCGGAGACAGCUGAGACCGAGCGGGCAUGGAGGAGAAGCGCAGGGAGGCUGGAGUCUAGACUGCACGCAGAUCAGAACACCAACCACUUGUCCGGAUUACUUUUUCGUGCAACGUUUGCUUUGAACUCUUUUAUUAGAAUUUAAAGCCAAGGAUUUUCUUUUUCUUGUCCGAUCAUCUGAGGCUUUCACUGCGCUACGAGGAUGCAGGGGAAGGAGGCGAGCGUUUGCACGGGAUGCUGGAGACUAACGCUGCUGUCGUGCGUCCUGGCUCUGCACUUGAUCCCGCCGUCCGUGCACGGUAAUGUUGCUGGGACCAAUGCCACUGAGCCGGGCAACACGGCCAAUGUCACCUUCCUGCUUAGCGAGGACGAAGGACCAGUCAAGGUGAACGAGGUCGUCGCCACAGUAACCGUGAUGAGCAGCUCAGCAGCUUCUGACUCAGUCAACACUGUGACUCCAAGGGCGGGACGAAUCCCACGUGCCGGCGAGGAAGAGGAGCAGAGCAGCGGCAUGUUUGGUGAAACGGUGGUUCCUACGGUGGAGGAGAUAGGCGUGGCUGCUCCACCCCAGCUUAGCCCUGAUUCAGCUGAGACAGAGCACCUGUUGCCCAGCAACCCACGCCAACAGGAAGUUGGGGAAGGUGAGGAGGAAGAGGAGGAGGAGGAGGAGCGUCUGCCACACACUGACCCACCCUGGAUCCAUGCCAAGGACACUGCUGUAUUUGACCUGGACCGCCUUUUCACCACCACUGCCCCGCCCUCGCCUUCCACUAACCCCUCCAGUCCUGAUGUCCUCCAUGUGGACUUCUUCGACCCCUCUUCUCGUGGGCGUGGCCUAGACCUAGCGCCACCUUCUCCUUCAUCACUAGCUCAUGAGCUGCAGGGUGGCGACGCAACCUCCUGGGCGAUGCCAGAAAACUACGACUACCUUACACCCUACGAGGACGGUGUGUCCCCCACUGCUGACGAGUACACCUACAGCACCACGACCGAUGCUUACGAAACUGACGAAGACCUACGACUGGCUGCUGGGCCCCCUGCUCGCUCCAGGCCUAGGAUCCCUGGGUCUGGCUCCUUCAACCCUGGGGCAGCACUUCCUGGUGUGGGACCUCCAGUACCAAACGUCCCUGUGGCAGCACCUCCAGCGGACUCCCCUAACGGAUGUCGUGUGGGCUACCAACUUGUAAAUGGAAGUUGCCGCUCUCCCUGCGACAUGCUGCCCAACUACUGCUUCAACGGAGGACAGUGCUACGUGAUGGACGGCACGGAAGUUUUCUGCAGAUGUAACGUCCAGGAUUACAUCUGGCACAAGGGUGCCCGCUGUGAGUCUGUGGUGACUGAGUUCCAGGUGAUGUGUCUGGCCGUGGGCGCCUCGGCUCUGGUGGUCCUGCUGCUCUUCAUGAUCAUCGUCUGCUUCGCCAAGAAACUCCACGUGCUCAAGACGGAGAACAAGAAGUUGCGCAAGCGCAGUAAGUACCGGCCUUCAUCGGAGCAGCACAAUGAUAAUUUCUCGCUGUCCACCAUCGCUGAGGGCUCCCACCCAAAUAAAACCAUGAGCAGAUACACCUGGGAGUGUAAGACCAAAGAGGAGUCCGACUGUGAGGAUGAUCCUAAUUCCCAGAACAAGCUGGAGGACCCGGUGAAGGCCCCGCCCAAGGAGGAUGACUCCCUCAACAUCCACAACUCUCUGACCCAACACGAGAACCACAAGGUCCUGGGAGAGGAGAACUCCUCGGAGGUAAACUCACUGCAGAACAACAUGAUGUGAAACAAAACAAAGAGCAGAACAACCCAGCAACCUGACAACACGACACCGAAAACGACAAUGUGCGCCGGCAGUGGGAGGCUACAAAAAUCCCUCCCUGCUCUAUGUCCAUCCGCUGCCAAGUGCGCCUAACCGGUCAACCAACCAACCAACCAACCAACCAACCAGCCUGCCAAUGUACCAGCCAACCAACACAGUCUGCAACCAACACGGCAACACUGCCACUGAGCGGCCUGAGUCGCUGCAAAAAAACGUACACCACAAUCACCACCGCCGCCGCUGUCACUGACCCCAGCUGAAAGUAACCCCGCCCCCUCCCGCCUCACCCUGCAGCCGCCUUGCAACACCCCCUUACAUUCAGUCACGCCCCUGUUUCGCAGCCCCGUCCCCCUUGUUGCUGUCACUCUACUCUCCCUUAUCUUUCUUACCUGCACACACAUGCACACACACAGACAUAAGACGCAUACACAUACUGUGAAAAAAUGAAGACAUAACCACGCUUAUAUGUAUACACACACACCUUCCCCUGCCUGCAUUGGUGUAUUUUGUAAAAAGAAAGAAAUCAUACAGAAGUUUUAAACGUACGUAAAACGUCAUUGUAAAAAAAAAAGUUAAGAUAAAAGCUACUGAGAGGUUUUUGAUGUUUGUCUGACUAAUCCAGUGAGUAUGUAUAAAUAUUGGAAAAAAAUUGCUUGGAUUGAUUCUAAAGAAGCAACACAAUGUGUCUUGGUUUUCAUUGAUGUGAUUUCUAAUCCUUUGAUGUACUUGUUUUUUUUUUGUACUUUUUUGGGACUUCGAACAGAGAAUAAACAAACAAGAUUCAGACAGUUGUUGAAAUAAACCUUUUUAACAUGA
This is a messenger RNA of Acanthochromis polyacanthus (spiny chromis), 2899 nucleotides long. It is a transcript of the gene cspg5a, whose product is annotated as chondroitin sulfate proteoglycan 5a. The record is from RefSeq and is a predicted model, not a curated record. NCBI's taxonomy places the organism in Eukaryota, Metazoa, Chordata, Actinopteri, Pomacentridae. Gene Ontology annotation, biological process: nervous system development.